AUGUCGACAAUAUACAUAGAUCAAACAUCAGGCAUCGACGCGUCUGGAAAUGGGACCGUUGAUCAGCCUUAUCAAUCCCUUGCCUUCGCUCUCUUCUCGACGCCCACCACCGAAGCCGAGACGACACAAUACCAGAUCCGCAAGGACGCAGAUGCAGCGUACGAUGUACCAACUCAGUCUGCGACGAAAAAGGCCAAAAAGGACGCCCAGGGACUUGAGAAGAAACGUCUAAAAGCACAAGCGGAAGAGAGAGAAUUGAAAGAGAAGGCAGAGAAACGCGAACGAAGGCUCCAGGAAAGCAAAAAGAUCGUGCUUACUGAAGAUUCGUCGCUCCCAAAACCUGUCAAGUCCAAGAUCGUAAAAUUGGAGUCCCUUCGCGGACAGCGCGUUCGAGUAUCUGGCUGGGUCCACAGACGACGCGACCAGCAAGAAAUCACGUUUAUUGUCUUGCGGGACGGGACAGGAUACCUGCAGGCUGUUCUUACUGGGGAUGCGAACAAAACAUACGAUGCCGUAACAUUACAGCUAGAGGCAUCAGUUGAGCUAACUGGUACGCUCAAGGCGGUUCCUGAAGGCCAGCGCGCUCCUGGGGGACACGAACUAGUCGUUGACUAUUGGCGCGUCCUUGGUGCCGCUCCUGGUGCAGAGGAAGCAUUUACUAACAGACUCAACGAGCAAUCUGAUCCGUCGAUUCUAGCUGAUCUCCGACAUCUCGUUCUCCGUGGCGAGACCGCUUCUUCUGUGCUUCGCCUGCGUGCAGCCCUUCUCUCAGCUUUCCGUCAGUCGUAUGCAGACAACGACCUUUUGGAGGUGACUCCGCCCUGUUUGGUACAAACCCAAGUGGAGGGUGGCGCAACGCUCUUCAAGUUCGAUUACUACGGUCAACCGGCGUUCCUCACGCAGAGCUCCCAGCUUUAUCUUGAAACAUGUCUACCUUCCCUGGGCGACGUAUUCUGUGUCCAGGAGAGCUUCCGUGCUGAAAACAGUCACACUCGCCGACAUCUGAGCGAGUACACGCACCUUGAAGCCGAGCUUGCAUUCAUCACAUUCGAUGACCUCAUGACACACAUAGAAGCCAUUAUCUGCGAGACAGUCGAUAAACUCCUCAUCAACCCUGCUACCACAGCCCUCAUCAAAACUCUGAACCCUCACUUUAAAGCGCCUUCUCGUCCAUUCAUGCGUAUGUCCUACGCAUCCGCCAUCGCAUGGCUCAACGAGCACAAGAUCCAACGCCCGGCCGAGGACGCCGACGGCAACGUGAUUACCAAGAAAGAUGAGGAGACUGGUAAAGACGAGCCCGUGAUGGUCGACCAUGAAAUCGGCGACGACAUUGCGGAGGCUGCGGAGAGGCAGAUGACGGAUAUCAUUGCGGCGCCGAUCUUUUUGUAUGGCUUCCCUGCAGAGCUGAAAGCUUUCUAUAUGCAGAAGAUGCCAAGGCAAGAGGGAGAGCAGGGUCCUGUGUACACAGAGAGCUGUGACCUUUUGAUGCCUGGUGUUGGCGAAAUUGUCGGCGGAUCGAUGAGGAUAGCAGAUAUGGAAGAGCUAUUGGCGGCAUACAGGCGCGAGGGCAUUGACCCUGCCCCUUAUUACUGGUUCACUGACCAGCGCAAAUAUGGUACUUGUCAGCAUGGAGGGUACGGACUGGGCGUCGAGCGUUUCCUUGCGUGGCUGGCUAACCGAUUCACUGUGAGGGAAUGCUCACUGUAUCCACGAUGGCCCGGUCGUGCGACACCUUAG
Messenger RNA from Suillus plorans, 1737 nucleotides. Its product is annotated as asparaginyl-tRNA synthetase. Gene Ontology annotation, cellular component: cytoplasm. Lineage: Eukaryota; Fungi; Basidiomycota; Agaricomycetes; Boletales; Suillaceae. The transcript has 9 exons. The record is from RefSeq and is a predicted model, not a curated record. Gene Ontology annotation, biological process: asparaginyl-tRNA aminoacylation. The coding region runs from base 1 to 1737 and encodes 578 amino acids. Gene Ontology annotation, molecular function: nucleic acid binding; asparagine-tRNA ligase activity; ATP binding.